GAGAAACCAAUCAGCAUCGCUCCCAGCGCCUGCUCCCUUGCCUGACGGCGUUCCCCAAAAAUGAAACGCUGUUUCUCAACCGUCAGAACGCCGUUAAACGGCCAAACCUCUCUGCCGCUCCUCGAUUCAUGCAAAUCCAUUAACCAUGUCUGGCAAGUCCAUGCCCAGAUGGUGGUGUCGAGCCACAUCCUCAGCCCCGUCUCGGCAAACAAGCUGCUGAAGCUCCUCACUGAGUCCAGCUUCGGGUCCUUGAGCUAUGCCCAGCAAGUGUUCGAUCGAAUUCCGGGCCGAAACCGCGAUGUCUUCCUGUACAAUACGAUGAUCAAAGCCCAUUCCUUGACGAACGGUUCGGCUAACAAUGCUGUGUUGUUGUUCAGAUCCAUGCUGAGGAAUUGCCCUUUCGGGCCGAAUAGGUACACGUUCGUGUUCCUCUUCCGGGCGUGUGGGAACAGUCUGGGAGUUUGUGAUGGGGAGCAAGUUCGGGCCCAUGGGAUUAAAGCUGGGUUGGAGGGUAAUCUGUUUGUUACGAAUGCAUUGAUUGGGAUGUAUGCGGACUGGGGAUUGGUGGAUGAGGCCAGGCGGGUGUUUGAUUGGAGUCUGAGUCGGGACAUGUUCUCGUGGAAUAUAAUGGCUAGCGGGUACGUCCGGUCAGGGAAGUUGGAUGAAGCUAAGGAGUUCUUUGAGCAAAUGCCGGAACGAGACGUCGUUUCGUGGAGCAGUGUGAUUUCCGGUUAUGUUCAGGCAGGUUGUUUCUUGGAGGCCCUGGACCUAUUCCAUGAGAUGCUGCGGAGUGGGGCCAAACCUAAUCAAUUCACGCUGGUUAGCGCUCUUUCAGCCUGUGCCAACCUAGUGGCAUUAGACCAGGGAAGAUGGAUCCAUGUUUUCAUUGGCAAGAAUGAGAUUAAGAUGAACGAACGGCUCCUUGCUAGUCUGAUUGACAUGUAUGCAAAAUGUGCGGAGGUAGAAUUUGCGUCCAAGGUUUUCUCCAGUGCACGUGGUCUGAGGGGGAAGGUAUGGCCUUGGAAUGCCAUGAUUGGUGGGUUUGCGAUGCACGGGAAGUGUGAGGAAGCUAUUGAAACAUUCAAGCAGAUGGAGGUUGAAAGGGUUUGUCCCAACAAAGUCACGUUUGUCUCAUUGCUAAAUGCUUGCAGCCAUGGGAACAUGGUCAAUGAGGGGAGACGAUAUUUCAGAAUGAUGGAAAGUGCUUAUGGCAUCAAGCCGGAGAUUGAGCAUUAUGGGUGUAUGGUAGAUUUACUUGGUCGGGCAGGGCUUUUAGACGAAGCUGAGGACAUAAUCUCAAGCUUGCAGAUGACUCCUGAUGCGGCGAUAUGGGGUGCCUUGCUUGGAGCCUGUAGAAUCCAUAAAGAUGUUGAGCGGGCAGAGAGGAUCGGAAAAAUCAUUCAAGAAUUGGACCCAAACCACAUAGGUUGUCAAGUUUUGCUAUCUAAUGUGUACUCUGCUUCUGGGAGAUGGAAGGAAGCUAGAACUUUAAGGGAGAAGGUCGAAUCAAUCGGGAGGACAAAAACACCAGGUUGCAGCUCGAUUGAGCUGAAUGGUGCGUUCCAUCAGUUCCUCGUGGGUGAUCGUGCCCAUCCUCAGACCAGGCAGAUUUAUUUGUUCUUGGACGAAAUGGGAACAAAGUUGAAGACUGCAGGAUAUGUUCCUGAAGUCAGUGAAGUUUUGCUUGAUAUAGAUGAUGAGGAAGAUAAGAAGACAGCUCUAUCGAGACACAGUGAGAAGCUGGCCAUUGCUUUUGGAAUAAUGAAUACCCCGCCAGGAGCUACAAUUCGUAUCGUGAAGAAUUUGAGAGUUUGUGGAGAUUGCCAUCAAGCCACAAAGUUCAUAUCCAAGGUUUAUUCUCGAGAGAUAAUCGUCAGAGACAGGACCAGGUUUCAUCAUUUCAAGGAUGGAGUCUGUUCAUGUAAAGAUUAUUGGUAGGAAAGCAAAUGGAAUCGGGUGAACAUCGAUAUGAAUUGCCGGAAUUCUUCAACCUUUGUAAGUCUAAUGGCUCUGCUCCUCCAAAGUCCUUUCUGAUUUAAUUGCAUGAAUAUCAUGUCAUAACUGACAGUUUUUGCAAGCAAUUGGGAUCAUGUCAGUGGUUUGUAAACUCUCUCUAGCAUGUCCCAUUCGGAGGAUGCCUACCAUUUCCAGAGCAGUGACUAGGUGACGUGAGGUCAACCAUUUGCUACACAUGAGAAGUCAUUCGUGUUCCAAGAGCAUGAGUGUUGUCUUCAUAUCAAUCUUCACUCCGCUGAUCUGCUCAAUAAAAUUUUGUAACCAUUCACACGACUCUGCAGAGUUAAGAAGUCUGCAUUGCUGUAGCUGAUGAUGAUGAUUCAUUGCUGCGUAUAUAGGAUAUGCGCGAGUGCUUCAUUCACUGGAUUGUGAAUUUCAGGGUGGCCGCCUUUCUCUGCCACACUGUGUUGACGGGGAUGGUCUCACUCAGGUCAUCCAGGAUGUUAUGAUCAGAGACACAUGAGAGAGCAGAUUCACAUGUAAGGGACUGGACACAGACCAAGAUCAGCCUGCAUUCUCACCCUCAUGAGCCGCCGAAGCCUGCCAUGGGUAGUAGCAAGGAGUUGCGCCGUUGGUGGAGAUAACCUAACCAGGCCCAGUGAUGAGGCAUGCAUAGCUUAUAGUCGUGACAAGACGUGAUCUUGUAGCAGAAAUAGUGAGGAAGAUAUCACAAAGAUUACAAAAGGAUAUUCCCCUUGAUGAAUUCCGUAAUUAGUAUUUACUAAAGUACUAGAUAUUGAUAUCGCCAGAGAAGUGGUAUGCAGGGAUGAUCAUGUUGCUUUCGACUUCUAUGCGCGUUAAUCUCGACCAUGAAAUUGUUAAGAGCAUGUUUCAGUUUGUGAAUGGAGGAAAUGGAUUACUUACUCC
This is a messenger RNA of Punica granatum (pomegranate), 2883 nucleotides long. Lineage: Eukaryota; Viridiplantae; Streptophyta; Magnoliopsida; Myrtales; Lythraceae. The record is from RefSeq and is a predicted model, not a curated record.